Manis javanica (Malayan pangolin) is the source of this 1945-nucleotide messenger RNA. Lineage: Eukaryota; Metazoa; Chordata; Mammalia; Pholidota; Manidae. The record is from RefSeq and is a predicted model, not a curated record.
AUGCCAUCAACUAACCGAGCGGGCAGCCUGAAGGACCCUGAAAUUGCAGAACUCUUCUUCAAAGAAGAUCCAGAGAAGCUUUUCACAGAUCUCAGAGAAAUUGGCCAUGGAAGCUUUGGAGCAGUAUACUUUGCACGAGAUGUGCACACCAAUGACGUGGUGGCUAUCAAGAGAAUACCUUAUAGUGGAAAGAAGGCUAUGGAGAAAUGGCAGGAUAUUAUUAAGGAAGUCAGGUUUCUACAAAGAAUAAAACAUCCCAACAGUAUAGAAUACAAAGGCUGCUAUUUACGUGAGCACACAGCAUGGCUUGUAAUGGAAUAUUGUUUAGGAUCUGCUUCAGAUUUGCUGGAAGUUCACAAAAAGCCAUUACAAGAAAUGGAAAUAGCAGCAAUUACACAUGGUGCUCUCCAGGGAUUAGCCUACUUACAUUCUCAUACCAUGAUCCAUAGAGACAUCAAAGCAGGAAAUAUCCUUCUGACACCACGAGGCCAGGUGAAACUUGCUGACUUUGGAUUUGCUUCCAUGGCCUCUUCUGCCAAGUCUUUUGUGGGAACGCCGCAUUGGAUGGCCCCAGAAGUAAUUUUAGCCAAGGAUGAAGGGCAGUAUGAUGGCAAAGUAGAUGUAUGGUCUCUUGGAAUAACAUGUAUUGAACUAGGCAGCUGCAUGCUGGCGGCUGCCUCUGGGUCUGGCCCAGUUGGCUGCGCUGCUGGAGGAGAUUCUGGGCAGUUGUUCUGAGUGCAGCCACUCUCCAGCUGCUCUGCCGCCACAGGCAUAUGUGGCCACUCUCCUUUUGCUCCACUGCUGUGUUGGGGCCACACUGGUCGGCGAAUGACUGGAAGCUGCGUAUCACCAUGAAGGGCUUCAGGGGUGUGUUCCCACCAGGGGACUGGGAUGACUGAAGUUCCUCAGGAAUCCCAGCCUGCUGGGCUGAUUGUGCCGGGAUGCUUCCAUCCAGCUGUGAGGCCCCUGUCCCUUUAGGACUUUCAAAAAGCACUCACUUUUCUUUUGUCCAGGGGAGCUGGCUGUGGGGACCUGCUUACAGAUUUUAAUCUUGUGUUUCUCUAAUAUCCAGCACACCAUUCAAUGAGUGUCUGUGUUCCUGGUGCUGAUUACUAGAGCUGGUUAUUUAGCAGUUCUGGGCUUCCACUCCCUCCCUGCUACUACUCUUUUGCUCCCACCAGGGAGCUGGGGUGGGGGAGAGCGCCCGGGUCCUGCUGGGCCGUGGCUUGUAUCUUACCCCCUUUGGAAGUGCUGAGUUCUCGCAAAUGUAGAUGCAGCAUUGUUGUUGUACUUUAUCCACUGGUCACUCUUUUAGGAAUAGUUUUAUUGUUGUAUUUUCCAAAAUAUAUAUGGUUUUGGGAGGAGAUUUCUGCUCCCCUAUUUUUGCCGCCAUCUUGGCUCCUCCUUCUCAAGGCCUGAUUUUGCUAUGCAAAUUUGCUUAGCUGUCUUGGGAAAUAUAUGUUACAUGUUUUUCUACUUUAAAAUAAUUAAGGAUAAUGAAUUAAAGCCAACUUUUCUUACAGGGUAGGUAAGAGAGCAAAAGUGAAAUCAAUUUUAGUGUCUUUGGUUUUGGUAAAUACAGUUCUAAAUAAAUAUGACUUAAGUAUUAAUGAAUUAUUUACUCAUGUUUAUUUAUGAAUUUAGAGGUUGAAAUAACUUGAAUUUUCUCUUAGAAGACUUUGUAUGUUUGUUCACAAUUUCAUGAAAAAGACCCCAAUUUUGUUGCUUUUCAGGCAGUGUGUAUGAUAGCACAGUUGUUUUUAUAAAAAUAAAAUGUUCCAUUUUUUCUGAUUAUAAAAGUACAUGUUGAGAGUAUAAAAUUUGAGAAAUGUCAAUGGUAUAAAUGUAACUGCAGUUCCUUGUGAAAGGAUACACAAAAUAAAUGGAUGUAAAUUAUGAUAUCAUAAAUGUAAAACAUGAUGGGAAAUAAAAAUGUAGAACUUUU